AUGUCUGCCCGAAACCCCACCGGCUUCGACAUCAAGCAGUUCAAGGCUGCGGCCUCCCCCUCCUCUGUCUUCGCCAAGCGGGAUCCCUGGGCGCGCAAUGAGACUUGGCGCUACACCGGUCCCUUCUCCCGCUGGAACCGUUUCAAGGGACUUUUCCCCGGUCUCGGCAUUGCGACCGUUGCCUUCACUGCCUACUGCGCGUACGAGCACUUCUUCCUGAAGGAUGACCACCACGGUGACGCACACCACGGCGAGGGCCACCACUAG
Messenger RNA from Penicillium odoratum, 267 nucleotides. RefSeq names its product NADH dehydrogenase [ubiquinone] 1 beta subcomplex subunit 3. The record is from RefSeq and is a predicted model, not a curated record. Gene Ontology annotation, biological process: electron transport chain; mitochondrial respiratory chain complex I assembly. The transcript has 2 exons. Bases 1 to 267 code for a protein of 88 amino acids. Gene Ontology annotation, cellular component: mitochondrion. NCBI's taxonomy places the organism in Eukaryota, Fungi, Ascomycota, Eurotiomycetes, Eurotiales, Aspergillaceae.